UGUUGACUCAAAAUUACCAAAGCAAAUUUAUUAAAAAAAAAAACCAUAGAAUUACAUCAGCAAAAAUGGCGACUAACGGUGGAAAAACCAGCGACGCCGCCGCCGCUCGACGGCGGCGAAUAGCUGAACGAGGAGCUGAGCGUUUAGCUCUCAUCACUGGCCGUGUCCAAUCCCUAUCAUCUCCAUCAGUUCCUCCUUCCGAUCAACUACCUCUCUCCGAUGAAAACACCGAUUCCCCUCUAAGCACAAAGGUUGUUGUCAAGGAUGUUAUGAGCAAUGUCAAAUCAGUAACUUAUGAAAACACUGAUUCCCCUCUAAGCACAGAGGCUGUUGUCAAGGACGUUCUGAGCAAUGUCAAAUCAGUAACUGAUGAAAACACUGAUUCCCCUGUAAACGUAGACGCUGCUAUCGAGGAUCUUAUGAGAAAUGUUCGAUCAUUAACUGAUAACUUGGGGACCACAAAUGAGUCAUUUGCACAAAUUUCUUCUGAACCUAACAAAAUACAAUCGUUUCCCAAUGUUUCAACAGAACAGGGAUCAUCUAGUUCUGGACCAAACAACUCACAAAAGCCCAGAUCACAAACCCGUCUUCAUGAAGCUUUCACUCCUAGUCAAUUACGCCGUGCUAUUACAGCUUCAGAAAGUAUUCGAAGAAUCUGUUGUUUUGCAGCUGCCUUUUUAGUUCUGUUGUCAUAUGCAGGUUUCCCUAUUCUUGGGAACAGUACUAUAAAGAACAUCAUACUUACCAGACCUCUUUUUCUACUUAUAUUGACCAACAUAACGAUUGUGAUUGCACCUCCUCUCUUGGAAAAAGUCAAGCAGAAAGAACAUAGGAGAUCAUCAACUGGUGAGGCGGGUUUUGCCAAUCAUGUAGGUACGAUUCUGGAGUGGGGUUUGGUGAUGAAAACUGGUUCAAGUGCUUUAUUUAUGGAUUGUAGUAUAUACUCGCUAGUUGUUAUUUGUGGCAUGUCAUUUCUGCAGUUUUCUGGGUGGUAGAAUGUUCUGCUUUUUGUAGUCAUUACUUUUAGAUACAUAUUUCUAUAAAUAGUUUUCUGUUUUUGAAUCA
Molecule: messenger RNA, 1065 nt
Organism: Erigeron canadensis
Lineage: Eukaryota; Viridiplantae; Streptophyta; Magnoliopsida; Asterales; Asteraceae
Exons: 2
Coding region: 66-995 (309 amino acids)
Source: RefSeq, a predicted model, not a curated record